GUUCGGAAUAAUAAAUAUGGCGGUGAAGUGGCCAGAGUGAACAGCUGGAAAAAAUCAUGAAUGUUUUUAUUUUCCAUGUUAUUUUGUUUACUUAAUAAAUGGUUAUGUAUAAUUAGACUGAUUUGGUUGUUUGAUUAAGACUACAUGAAGUCUAUUCAACUAACGAAGUAUCUUAAUGCUGCGAAAGAACAUUUUAUGGAAGACAAUACUUCCAUUUCGUUGGAAAUUGAAACCGCUAUGGCAAAAAAUAAACAAAGUGACUUCAAGUUAUACAUUUUGUUAUGUUAUUGUGGUAUUAGUUCUUAUCCUAAGUACACAUGUAGUUGACGGAAAUGUGUUAAAUAAUAGAGAAAACUAUGUAUAUAAAGAAAAUAACGAGGAAGAUGAAAACUAUAAAAAUCGAAGUUUUUCAACAGCAGGAGAUCAAGUAAAAAACUUUCGAAGCGUAACGAAGAGUAACGCCUCUAGCCUAGAACACUUACUUAAAUUUGACCCAAAUCCUGUAGAUAAUCUUGUUAAUAACCAUCGUAAAACAAAAUUUACUAGGAAUUACACAUUAAACAAAAAUUUAUACUUUGUAAAUACAGAUGUACAUAAAUCUGACAAUGAGGGAAGAGAGCUUUCUUCUUCAUGGGCAAUUAAAAUCCCUGAAACAUUUUUUUAUGAGAAUAGUAUACUUGACCCAAAUGAGAUAGUGCUGAAUAUAGCAAAUGAACUUGGUUUAAUAAGUCAUGGUACUAUUGGGCACCUACAGGGCCAUUACAUGUUAACCCACCAUAGUUUUUACAAUCAUUCACCAAUUGUCAAUGAUGAACUUGCAUUAUUUCGAAACCAUAUAACUUCAAAGCUUACAAAUCAUCCUGAUAUUGAUUGGGUUCAACAUGAAGUUGUGCGUAAAAGAUACAAAAGAUCAUUAGAAUUCAAAGAUCAGUUUUUCCCAUCUCAAUGGCACUUGGAUAAUCUGAAGUUCAUUGGUCAUGAUAUUAAUGUGACAGGAAUCUGGGAACAUAAUAUUACUGGAAAGGGAGUAACAGUUUCUGUUAUCGAUGACGGUGUUGAGUGGACAAACCCAGACAUCUUAGAUAAUUAUUCGUCUGCUGGCAGUUGGGAUUUGAAUUCGAAUGAUGGUGACCCAAUGCCACGUGUUGAUGAAGCUGGAUUAAAUCACCAUGGUACACGAUGUGCUGGUGAGAUUGCUGCUGUAGCAAACGAGUAUUGUGCUGUAGGCGUGGCUUUUGGUGCUAAGGUUUCUGGUAUACGCAUCUUAGAUGGGCCAAUGACUGAUAGUCUGGAAGCCAUGGCAUUUAAUACACGGUCAAAUGUGAAUGAUGUAUACAGUUGUAGUUGGGGUCCUGAUGAUAAUGGGAGAACAGUAGACGGUCCACAUCAGUUAGCACAGGCUGCUCUUGCUAAAGGAGUUUUAACUGGUAGAAGGGGUUAUGGCAGCAUCUUUGUUGUGGCGUCAGGAAAUGGCGGGCACUUUAAAGAUAACUGCAAUUUCGAUGGUUAUGCAAAUUCAAUAUUUACGGUAACCAUUGGAGCUGUUGAUGAGCUUGGUCAGAUGCCAUACUAUGCAGAACAAUGUGCUGCCAUGUUGGCUGUUACGUACAGUAGUGGACAAGGACACCAGAGAAACAUUGUAACAACAGACUGGCGUUUAGGAUCUGGGACAGGCUGUACUGAUCGCCACACUGGUACAAGUGCUGCUGCUCCUCUUGCAGCUGGAGUCAUUGCUCUUAUGCUUGAAGCACGUUCUUGUUUGACUUGGCGUGAUGUGCAACAUUUAAUUGUGUACACAUCCGUAAAGGUGGACAUAGAUCCGGAAGAAUGGCAGGUUAAUGGUGCAGGGUUUGCUCAUAGUCACAAACAUGGAUUCGGAUUACUUGACUCGUGGAGACUCGUCACAGCAUCUAAGAUUUGGCCAAGUGUACCGUUCAUGACAUCAUGGAGUAGCGCCAUUGUAAAAUCAGGGGACAAAAUACCAACUGCACCUGGUUUCAAUUUAACCAAAACAUUUACAGUAAAAGACAAGAUGGCAGAACACGUCGUGACAUUGGAACAUGUUACAAUUACAGUCAAUAUUAAGCAUCCAAGUCGAGGUACACUAGCUGUUCGUUUGAUAUCUCCAUCAGGAACCGUGUCACGGUUAGCAAGUACACGAAAAUACGACAAAUCAAGUGAAGGUUUCGUUGAUUGGACCUUUUCUACUGUCCGAUGUUGGGGUGAGACUCCUCAGGGUAAAUGGAAAAUUGUUUUUGUUGAUAGAGGUGUCAACAAAGUGCGUGGAAUACUAAAAUCUUGGAGACUUACUUUUUAUGGCUCGUCGUUCACAAAGAAAGAUAUAGAGACAAGAAAAAGAUUGGUAAAGAAAGCCAUUUCGGGGCGUUUCCUACGACAUCCAGGGCCACCGUGUCCGCCACCGCCUGCGCCUACUCCGAAGAAAGAAAUGUUAUCAUCACGCAUGUUAAAGAUAAUUCUCCUUCUUGGUGGCUUUUUCUUUUUGGUUGGCAUCUAUUUCGUUUUGGAAACAUUAUGUAACAACGAAGAGAAGGAUGUGAAAGUUGUCGAAGCAGAUUACGAGAGUAUGGAGAUCAUGACACCUGAUGGUUUUGACAUCGACGCUUUUGUCACAGGGAAAUUAGCAAAAGAUGAUGAAGAGAGGCUAACCAACAUCAUUGAGCAUGGUUCAUCAAGACCAAUGACACCGACUUUUACGAGUUUGUCCAUCACAGAUGCAGAUAGUUUAGAAGUGCUGAAUGCGAAUACUGCGAUGGAGACACCUGAUGAAAUGACACGUGUUCAUGAAUUCGAAGAGAGGCUGAAGUUUGCAUUGGAGCAGAGUUUAAUCUUGCAAAUGAAGCAAAUGAAUCAAAUUGAUAGUCUCGAAAAAGACCUAAAGGAACUUAUGGGAGAUGAAGGUCUCGGCUCAGUGGAUGUGUUUAGCGAGACACCUACUAAGAAGAAAACGAAGAAAAAGAAAUUAAAAGGAAUUUUGAAGAAGCCUAAACAAUAUAAAGAUUAAAGCUAUCCAACUGGUGAAAUUCGCAAAAACCACCGAUCACUCCUCAAGGUUUUCUCAGGUACGUGACGUCAUAUCGCAUACCAAGGAUCGAGUUCUAAUCCGAUUGGUCGAUCACGAGCGAAUGAUGUGGUUGCAGUGUUGCUAUUAAUAGAACAGUCACCAUGGCGAUGAAAGAAGUUAACGCCUGCGUAUUUUUUUCAAGGCACGCUAAGUCUGGCUGCCGAUAAGCAUGCCUUGCUUAUAUGAAACCUGCAUUUGGUUAAACGAGAACAGUAAAAUCACAAAAAAAGAAAACAAUAAAGAAAAUGUCAGAAAGUAAAAAAUAUAUUUAUUCGAGGAAAGUUUUUAAAAGUUAAAAAAUUGUAUUUAUUUUGUUAAAUUUCGUUGAAAUUAAUAUAUUUAAAUAUAUUUAUUAAAUAAAUCUGUAUACAAUUUUUACCAUAUUAAAUAUAUUAAAUGUCUAAUUGUCA
Hydractinia symbiolongicarpus is the source of this 3492-nucleotide messenger RNA. Its product is annotated as proprotein convertase subtilisin/kexin type 7-like. The record is from RefSeq and is a predicted model, not a curated record. Bases 176 to 3022 code for a protein of 948 amino acids. Gene Ontology annotation, molecular function: serine-type endopeptidase activity. NCBI's taxonomy places the organism in Eukaryota, Metazoa, Cnidaria, Hydrozoa, Anthoathecata, Hydractiniidae. The transcript has 15 exons. Gene Ontology annotation, cellular component: Golgi membrane; trans-Golgi network. Gene Ontology annotation, biological process: protein processing.